UCAAGAAGAAGAGAAAUAUGAUCCGGGUUCCGACCUGAGUGCCUUCGCGUAACUUCGAAAAAAAUAAAUAACAAGGCACGUUUCUUUUUUUGUUUGCGAACUGAUGGAGGUCGCCGAAGCCCGAACGUCUCCCAUCUGACCGAACUCAACCCCAAACCGGGACUUGUCAACACCGUCCUUCGCCGUCUUCAAACACCAACGUCCGGUCUGACACUCGGUGUGUCGUUGCCAUGCAGCGGAGGAACGCCGAUCCGGCGGACAAGCCGCGCCGGAAUGCUAGGGCGGACCGGCAGUCUCCCAGCAAUGCGUCUGCCGGGAGUUCGUCGUCUGCCGGCAAGAACAACACCAACCGUGUUCAGGACCCAAACGCUCUGGCAAGUCGACUGAAGCAGCUUGACGACUGCAUGCGACAAGUCAAGUCCCUCAUGAAGAACCUGGAAAAGUCCGAAGACCCUGGUGCCCACGGCCACUUGCAGCGCCUUCGCCAGAUGAUGCAGCACCUGAAUGCGGAGCUGGAAGGCAGCGGUGCACAUUCACGGCGGUACAAUGCCCUCGACCAACGUCAGCGACGCCUCGAAGAAAGAUCAGCAUCGCCCGCGCACAAAGUCUCUUCGCAGACGGUGCUCAACGUGGUUGACAACUGCGUUGACGACGAAGACGAGGACGACGGAAACAUGAGGAGCGAUCUCGAAUAUCCGCCUCCAACUAGGGAGGAUGAGGAGAAUCUGGUGCAGCAGAAUGCCAUCAUGCGCAAAAUUCUGGAAUCCAAGAAAAAGUUGCUGGAGUUACAGGAUCAGCAUGCUCAUUUGGCCAGCAUGCAAAAAAGGGCCGAAAACAAGCUGGCUGAAACACGAGCAUUCCAAGACCAGCUGGCUCUGAACAAUCCGGAUUUGAGCGAGUGGGUGAACCAGAUCCAGAGGGAAAGUGCGGCGGGGACGUUGCUCAACCCGACCUUGGCCUCCAGAGAACCCAAACGAUCCAUAGCCGCAUCCGGAGCGGGGAGAAGGACGCAGCAACACCAGCACACGAGGGUGUCGGCUGCAGAAGCUGCUGGCGGUGACAACAACUGGACGUGGACCGCAGAAACGAGCGCCGUCGGCACUGCAACGUCGGCCGAAGCGGAACUGAAGCAGCUGGAGCGUCGCCUGCAUCAGUUGCAGGGCAUGGCACAGCAGCAGGACGUGCUGGAAGGGCCCUCGGCAGCCGACCUCUCCGACCUCUGCCGGGAGCGCCGCAAGCUUCAGGACCGCCUGAAGGACCUGCACGACCAGAAGGUCGAGAUGGACCAACUCCUGUCCGAGUUGUCCUUGCUACAGUCGGCCAGCGGUCUGGGAGCCGUGCCCGUGGGGCACCCGGACAUCGAUCCACGGGAGGAUCCCCUACCCAACGGCCCUUCCAACGAGUCCGGCUCUUCCGACCAUUCGACCUUGAAGGACAAGAAGAGGCAGGUGGAAGAGAUGCGCAGGACGCUACAGCAACUGAGGUCCGCUGUCAAGAACUUGGAGCAGGGUGUUGGGAUGACUGGCACGGCGACCGCCAUCCUGGAAGGCGCCACCGGCACUGUCGUGCCCCAGCACUCGCACGGAGCGAGGGUCGUCGGCGGGACGUCCUCGCACAAGACGGACAACCUGAGGGGCCCUGACUUCCCCGCCCGGCGCCAUUACGAGGCCGAGGGGAGGGCCAACGAGGAGCAGGACUCGGUUGCCAUGGCAACCGUCUCCUCCCAGGUCCCCCCCGGCAGUACCCAAGGUCGCAGUAGCGAUGGGGACGUGCUCGCGGAGAAAGUGAGACAACUGCAAGCCACCCGCAGCCAGCUGCAGUAUCUUCAGGGGAUCGUGACCUCCUUCCAAGAGGGUGACCUGGAGGGUGACAGUGGUGUCACCAGCGCCACCGCAUCACUGGGCGAGGGGGACUCCAGGAGGCAGCGAAGGGAGCUCCAGGAGCUCCAAGAGCAGCAGCUCCGACUGACGCUGCUCCGGCAGCAGCUGCUCACGUCACAUCCCCUCCUCGCCGCCGCCGCCAGCAAGAACCAGCUCAAGACCUCGACUCCGGACGGUCCACGACGGCUGGACGUGAGCCCGAGGGGCGGCGGGGAGGCCUCGGGCGGGGGCGGCCAUCUUGGCGGCGGCCACGUCGGUGCCUCACCUUCUCCUUCCAAAAAGGACAACGUGAAUGCGCUGCCCAAGAACCUGUUUGACGUCCCAAAGUCCAGCAACAGAACGCAGGACCACCCCUCGAACCUGGAGUGCUCCGGAGCCGGGGGGAGCCUGCUCCGAGAGAAGGCCAUCCUGGAAGAACUGCUGCAGCAGGAGCGCAGCAAGCAGCUGCUCAGCUACUCCCACAAUGAAGACGUCCGGACUAGUCCGAGCUCCGGGUCACAGAGCUCGGAGCCGCCUGGAGGUCCCGAGAGCGUCGUCGCCGGCGGCAACACGACGAUUGCGGCGACCUGGGGCGGGUCCAGCACCCAGGAGAACCUGGAGGACGACGAAGACGACGAAGAUCCGGUCGAGGACAGCAUCGAGGCGGGCCGGGAUUCUGAAGAAGGCAGUCGCAGCGACGUGGACGCCAAGGCGGAGCCUCCGUGGAUUCCGGCGAGGGAGCGCGUCUUCAGCGUCCCGGAUUCUGGUGCCUCCCUGGGACGAAUGGACAACAGGAUUUCUCACGGAAGCCUGGCCAGAGCUGUGACGAAUGGAACCUGCCCACGACCCGGCGGCGGCCAGUGGGGCUACAACCAGGCCACGGGUGGUCCCAUCCACCGGCAAGGCUCGAGCCACAGGGAGGCGCCCGUGGAGGCGGUGAGUCCGCAGGUUGCCACGGACGAGCAGGACGGUGCCGGCGAAAGAGUGCCGGGAGUGCCGGUGUUCCCCGGGUGGCACCAGCAGGCAGUGCACCAGUUGCACCAGCAGCUGGAGCAGACGGGGGCACUCUGCAACUCCGCCUUGCAGGAGCACCAGCAGCAGGCGUUCACGGGGGCGCUGUUGGCAACCUCGGCCGGAGCCGUCUCCCCAGAUGCCCGCGCCCCUCCAGGCUCCGCCCAGCCUCGGCUCCCGGGUUUCGACGCCGUCCAGCAGUAUGCCAUCCAGCAGCAGCAGCAGCUUCUGCUCAGCAUUGUCCACUGCUACCACCUGCUCAGCAUCCAGCAGCUGGAGAUCAACCAGCUCCAGCACGCCAUUCAGCAGGUGUGUUUGAACGGGGGCGAGGAGGCGCCCCCACUUGCCAUGCCCCCCGCCUUCCAGCUCCCUGAGCAUCCCCUGCAGGGCCCCCUGUUUCUGGGGGCCCCGUGGGCGGUGCCCUCCCCGGGGGGUCCCGUCGGGGUCCUGGCCCAGGGGAUGGCCGUUCCACAGCAGACGACGUCCCACGCCGUCUCGGAAGCGAGAGGGGGCCCGCCCCUGGGAGCCACCCUCAACAACCAGGUGGUUCCGGGCAGCAGGGCCAACAACUUCUGGGACAACUUCCGCAGUUACUCCCGCCAGAAUCUCCUCUCCACCUCGGCCACGACUCCGCCCAAGACCAACGAGCUGCCGGCAAACUUCCAGGUUCAGCAGUCACAUUUGGCCGGCGGUAGGAGUCCCGCCACGGCGGCGUCGGGAACCUCAAGACCCAAGCCAAGCUCCGUGCCGCGGCCCGUCGGCGAACUCACCGCGAUAGUGCCUCCACAAGAUCGCGGACGUCACAUGCGACCCGUGGCCAACGUGUCGCUGCAAGACUCGUCGGCCAGGGCGGCCGGCAGUCGGCUCAACAUCGGCAAGCAGCAGCAACCGACAGGGUUUCAAGAUGGCACUAUCCCCACGGCGGUUGCAUUUCCCUACAGCCCAUCUCCUCCCAGCAGGUGCCGGCAGCCGGCCCAUUCGCCUCCCCAGCAGCCGGCGAGCGAGGCGCUAAAGAGCUCCAUCCGCGCCGAGGUGUCUCGUCUGCUCGAAGGCCGGGAAGACACUGCCAGCCUGGCAGCUGUGCUGAGGCAGCUGCAGUUCCUCAACUGUGGAGCGACUGGGACACUGCAGCAGCCUUCAGGAGUGCCACAGGCCUGCGGAGGAGCACGCCGGAAGAUUCCCUCGUCGACCAAGAGCAACAUCCCGAAGGAGAACCGACCCGCAAGCGGGGAGCGCCGUCCCGUCUUCCAGAGGGUGGCCUCUGAGUCCUCGCCAGACCUUGUGGCAAGCGUCGAGUUUGCGUUCGACAGCCGACCCAGAACCGAGGAGACCCUCUCGGACUCGACGUUCGACAAGAACUCGUCUCGUGGUUCCACGUCUGUGACGGCGCGAAAGAGGACCAAGCCCCUGUACGCCCCAGCCGGACAAUCGUCGCUUUCUGGUUCGUCCGGCGCUUCGGCAGAGAGAAACGUUCCAGCUGAACAUUUGGUUCCAGAACGGGACUGUGCGACAGACGAGGAACAAGGUGCAGCUGCCCGGCCCCUCGACCUCGAACCCACGCUCGAACAAACCUGGCCCGAACGGGACACCACAGUCUACGUCCAGCCGCUGGACUUGCUGCCGUCCGCCAACAAAGCCGCCGGUGCCGACGUCCAAGUCCCUGUUUUGGACAAUGCGGGGCUCCCACUCCUUCAAGAGCCCGUGGGAGCGGUUCGAGCUGCAAACCCAGAGUUCCAGGCGAUGUACGGCUUUGAAUUGGCUCUGCUGCAACAGGGCAUCGUAGCCGGCGGUGAGUACCAGGGUGAAGAAGCCGAAGACGACGAGGAUCGCGAGCUCGAGACGGAGCCAGAAGCCGAAGGGACUCAAGACCUAGCCGAAGCCGACCAGUCGCCAGCGGCCGAACAGGACGCAGCCGACCAGCAGCCCGAGGACGCAGCCGCCCCAGCUGCAGUCGGGGCCGUCGGCGGAGGAGACGGAGGUCCGGCUGAAGUGCUCGUGGCAGACGACGGAAUGGCCGCUAGGCAGGCUGCGUCUGACACUCCAGAUGUGCCCACUGAAGAUCCGCAGCAGAGGGUCGAUGGGGAAGACAAUCCAGUCCGCCAGCAUGACGGCGUUCCCCAGCCACCACCCUGUGAAUGAAUGCUGCAAGAGAUUCUCACGUGCCCGUGGCCCAAGUAUCCUACAUUCUUGAGUUGCUGUUCUUUGUUUCGUUCUACUUCUCAUACUUUGUUUAACUACUUGUUUGGUUUUACUGUAUUUAUGUUUCUCUUGCUAGUGGUUAAUAAACAAUGUAUCGUUAAA
This is a messenger RNA of Ixodes scapularis (black-legged tick), 5171 nucleotides long. RefSeq lists its product as uncharacterized. Lineage: Eukaryota; Metazoa; Arthropoda; Arachnida; Ixodida; Ixodidae. The record is from RefSeq and is a predicted model, not a curated record. Bases 231 to 5009 code for a protein of 1592 amino acids. The transcript is spliced from 37 exons. Gene Ontology annotation, cellular component: ciliary basal body; centriole; centriolar satellite. Gene Ontology annotation, biological process: centrosome cycle; protein localization to centrosome; cilium assembly.